Stylophora pistillata is the source of this 3965-nucleotide messenger RNA. Its product is annotated as structural maintenance of chromosomes protein 6. NCBI's taxonomy places the organism in Eukaryota, Metazoa, Cnidaria, Anthozoa, Scleractinia, Pocilloporidae. Gene Ontology annotation, cellular component: nucleus; Smc5-Smc6 complex; site of double-strand break. Gene Ontology annotation, molecular function: single-stranded DNA binding; ATP hydrolysis activity; damaged DNA binding. Gene Ontology annotation, biological process: double-strand break repair via homologous recombination. The record is from RefSeq and is a predicted model, not a curated record.
GCACAAACCAUAAUAUUGAUAUGCAUUUUAAAAACUGUAUUUUAGUACCGUAAAUUUCACCGGAGAAGUUCUUGUUUUACCGGAUAGUUAUUUAUCUAGUAAUUGAAGAUUUUAAUAGAUUUUUGUAUAAGAAGCUCUAGGUUUUUAUAGAUAUUAUUGGGAAGAAACCCGAAGUAACAUCAUGGCGCGAAAGCGAAGGUUAGCAUCAGAUGGGGACGAAGAAGUAGAAGUUAAUCAAGAAACGCAAGGGGAAUCACCUCAACCCAAGAAAAAACGAGUUUCCUCAGCUAGAAGUGUAGCACACGAGGGAAGUAUGGAAAAAGAUACUUUCAAUUGUUCGCAAGCUCCAGAUUUCCCAGUUACGUCAGAGGCUGAAGUUGGAUUUAUUGAGAAGGUGACUUUGGUGAACUUCAUGUGCCACACUAUGCUAGAAGUGCCUCUUGGACCAAAUGUUAACUUUAUCAUUGGAAGAAAUGGAAGUGGAAAGAGUGCCAUUAUGACAGCAUUAGUGGUAGGAUUAGGUGGAAAGGCCACCACUACCAACAGAGGAAAUUCUCUCAAGGGAUUCAUAAAAGAUAAGUGCAGUUAUGCUCAAGUCUCAAUUAAGCUACGAAACAGAGGACAGGAUGCAUACAAACCAGACGAAUAUGGAGAGUCUAUAACAGUGGAAAGAAGAAUCAGUAGUGAUGGGAGUGGAUCUUAUAAGCUCAAAUCACAUGAUGGUAAAGUAAUAUCACAGAAAAAGGAUGAACUGAAUCACAUUCUGGACCAAUUCAACAUUCAGGUAGAUAACCCAGUAUCAGUGUUGAAUCAAGACACUAGUAGAAAUUUUCUCAACUCUUCAGAUCCUAAAGACAAAUACAAGUUUUUCCUUAAAGCCACGCAAUUGGAGCAGAUGAGCACAGAUUAUCAGCUGAUUAUUGAACAGCAGGAUAUUAUCAAAAAUACUUUGGACAGGAAACAAGAGACCCUCCCAGCUAUGCAGCAUCAAGUGCAGGAACUAGAAGAAAAAUACAAAGAUAUUGCACAAUUGAAAAAUAUGAAGGAGCAGGUAGAAGAUCUAAAGAAGGAGCGAGUGUGGGCAGAAGUUUUUGAAACAGAAAAGCUACUUGCUCCACUAGCAAGAGAAGAAGAAAGUCAGAAGUCAAGGCUGCCAAAAUAUGAAGAAAAAGUUGCAACUUGCCAGGAAGAAAUAAAGAACUUCGAAGAUCAGUGGGCUGAAGUCAAUCAGCAGUUCAAUGCCAUCACUCAAGAGGCUAAACAAUUGAAUGGAGAACAAGCUGCCAUAUGCAAUGAACUUAAACAAAAGAAAAAUCUUUACAGAGAAAAACAGUCUAGACUACGAAAAUUGAAGCAAGAAAAGAAGACUUCAGAGAAUGAUCAAAAGCAGUUGAUGGAGAAAAUUGACGAAAUCAGACAAACAGCUAUGCGUGAUCUUGAAUCAGAGAGGAGGCAACGACAAGAUGCUCUUCAGCACAAAAGAGAUGAGUUCAAAGCACUGGAAAGCCAGUUGUCAAUGACAAAUCAUCACAGAGGACAGCUAGAACAAGCAAUCAGCAGAGCAAAAGAAAAAACUUACCAGCUGAGGACAGAUGUGAAUGAUGCAACUCACAGAGCUGAUGCAAUUCAGAGACAAUUGAGAGAUCUUCAAGGAAGCCGUAACAACAAACUCAAACUAUUUGGGUCUUGGGUACCUGAUCUUCUCCAAAGAGUGGAGCAGGCUGAACGGAGAGGAAAUUUCCAUCAAAAACCUGUUGGCCCCAUUGGUGCUCAUCUAACCUUAAAGGAUCAAAAGUGGGCUUUAGCAGUAGAGUCGUGCAUCAAGAAGUUUGGCUGGGCAUUCUGUUGUCAUGAUGGUCACGACCAGCAAGUUCUCAAGCAGCUUUUCCAACAAGUCUGUGCAAAAGAUAACAUCCCCACCAUAAUUAUCAGCAAGUUUCAGAAUGAGGUUCAUGAUGUUUCAGGAAAUAAACCUAGAAGCAAGUAUCCUACCAUUUUAGACAUGCUGAUUAUUGACAACCCUGUUGUUGCAAACUGUCUGAUUGAUCAGGUUGCCAUAGAGUCAGUUUUACUAAUCGAGGACCCCAAAGAAGCACGUCAAGUUAUGUUUCAACACCCUCCAGCAAAAGCAAGAAUGGCUUAUGCAAUGAAUGGAGAUCAACUGUUUGGUGGAAAAACAGCCAGAUCAUAUGCAUCCAUGAUGGAUAAAGCCAGAUACUUACAGAAGGACAUUGAGGUUGAGAUCAGACAGUUACAGCAGGAUCUUCAACACAAACAACAGCACCGUCAGCAGUGUCAAAGAGACUUGGAGGAAGUUGACAAAACAAUCAGAGAUAAUGUGAGAGAGCUUCAAAAGGCAAAACAGAAAGCAUUUCGUGAGCAAGAAUUGGUCAAUAAAGCCCUUGGUGAAAUAAAGGAGCUUGAAAAUUAUGAAGAAGAGGACCUUCCAGAUGUCACAACAUUGACUGCUGAAGUUGAAGGAGAGUUAGAAACAGCACACAAUGAACUGAACAUACAACAACUGAAGGAGGCACAGCACAAGGAGAAAAUACAAAAUCUGUUAGACAAGGCUGAACCAUUAAAGACUCAACAACACAAUAUUGAAGUGGAGAUGGAGACGAAGAAGAGUCACAGGAAACACUUUGAAACAAAGGUGAAGGAAAUAGAGGAUACAAUCAGAAAAGCAGAGAGGGAACAUGAAAACAUGAAGAAACUGGUCAGGGUGAAGACUCAAAAAGCCAGCGAGUUUUGUGAGCGGGUUACAACAAGAAGAACAGUGAAAAGUCUGGAAACAGAAAUCAUUCAAAAAACUAAACGGAUACAAACAGAAGAACAAAACAAAGGUAGACACGAGGAUAUAACAAGAGAAUACUUUGAAGCGAAAAAACGGUAUGAAGGUAUUAUGGAGUCACUGAAGAACCUAAAAAAAUACAGCAGGCGCCUGAAGAUGGUCAUGGAGCAAAGAGCUAAGGCAUUCAUAAAUUACCGGCAUUACAUCGCUAUUCGUGCUAAGUUCUUCUUCACGAUGAUGCUCUCUCAGAGAGGCUACAGCGGCAAGAUGGUUUUUGAUCAUGCAAAUGAAUCCCUUAGCCUUCAGGUUAAUGUUGAACAGGGCAUCAAACGGGUCGCCAAAGAUACCCGUUCAUUAUCUGGAGGAGAGCGAUCGUUUUCCACGGUUUCAUUUAUCAUGGCUCUAUGGGAAGCAAUGGAGUCGCCUUUUCGAUGUCUGGACGAAUUUGAUGUCUUUAUGGACAUGGUAAACAGACGGAUUAGCAUGGAAAUGAUGUUAAAGGUGGCCAAAGAACAACAAGAAAAACAGUUCAUUCUUCUAACACCCCAGGAUAUGAGUGCCAUCGGAAGCUGCAGAAAAGUAAAAAUUUUCAGACUUCUUGAUCCUGAAAGAGGACAGACCACAUUACACUUUCAGCCUGCCGAUGCUUGAAAUUAAUGUAGCAUCCCUACAUAGUUACUGCAAUAAUGUUACGGUUUCUUUCCUCUCGCAAAUUGCCAAUCAGUUACAUUGUCAGAAGAAUGGAAAGCCCACAAUUUCUGACAGUUGAUGUUUCUUUUUCGAUCCUAAGUUGUAUAAUGAUACGAUCGUCUUCUGUUGUUUCAAGGUUCUUUUGCAGCAAAAAGUCGCCUUCUGAAAUGGUAGUUACUAUGAAUACUAGUAAUUUGUAAAUGACAUUUUAUCAAUAGUCUGUGGUAGAUGUCAGUGCUUGUGAUAAAUUUAUCAAAGUUCAAUAUAUUUUUAUUCAGACUUUACUUGUACAGUAUUUUAAAUGAAAAUACACAUGCAAUAGUUAAGAGAUGAAGAUAUUUUUGCCAUACUUUAUAAUGAGGAACCAGGCCACUGUGAUUUAUCGAAUGUUGUUGUUUUGUUGGGAAUUUUAAUAGUCAAGAGAGAUUUCUAACUAUCUAAUCUACAAAAUGAACGACUAAUGCAUUAAACAGUUGUGAACAGG